AUGUCUCUUAUAGUCAAGAAUGUGGCUAUUGCCGGAGCCAGUGGAAAUGUCGGAGCCCGGGUACUUGAUGCAUUACUCAAUAUUGGGUUCAAUGUCACGGUGCUCAGUCGCAUGUCCAAAGCCUUCCCGACCGGUGCCUACGUGAAAGUCGUUGACUUUAACUCGGCGGAGUCACUAUCUGCUGCUGUUGCUGGACAGGAUGCAGUUAUAGAUACGACUUUCUCACUCGAUGUGGAAACGCCACUUCGACUUAUUGACGCAGCGGUCCACAGUGGAGUUUAUCGCUUUAUCACCAGCGACUUUGGGCUCGAUCCUGACUUACCAGGUGUCCAUGAUAUGCCCAUUUUCGGUCGAAAGAAGGCUUCCUAUGAGGCCGUGAAGAGAUAUGCGGCUCAGAAUCGCCUGACAUACACGGUAGUAGCGUGUGGUGCCUUCCUUGACUGGGGUCUUUCCUCUGGUUUUGCGGGGUUGGACUUGGAAGGUAAACAAGCUUCCAUAUUUGGUGAUGGAAACAACGUUGUUCCAUGGACGACAUUGAACGAUGUUGGCAUAGCAACUGCAAAUGUGCUUAUACAUCCACACGAAACUCUGAACCGUCCGGUCUAUGUUCACACUGUGUUCAUGUCGCAAAAUCAAGUUCUCGAUGAAGCAAAAAAAGGAUUGGGGAAGGAGGGGUGGAAUACUACCUAUAACGACAUGGAUUCUCUUUUGGAAAAAGCGUUGGCGGAUCUCCAGGCUGGCAGAAUUAGUGCGUCGGUUUUUGAAGUACAGAUCCAGUACUGCCUCGCUACCAAGAGACUUGCACACCCCUGGGCAAGAGAUGAUAAUUCCCUUUUGGGAUUGAAAGAAUGGGAUUCGGAUAAGGUGAAGGAGCUUAUUCAGUCGAUUGCCCACAAAACAGCGUGA
Messenger RNA from Penicillium soppii, 906 nucleotides. RefSeq names its product aromatic alcohol reductase. The record is from RefSeq and is a predicted model, not a curated record. The transcript is spliced from 3 exons. The coding region runs from base 1 to 906 and encodes 301 amino acids. NCBI's taxonomy places the organism in Eukaryota, Fungi, Ascomycota, Eurotiomycetes, Eurotiales, Aspergillaceae. Gene Ontology annotation, molecular function: oxidoreductase activity.